GUUGCCUGGCAGCCGGGCGCGGCGCCCCGGCGGAGGCUGGGCCCGUCCCCUCCUCCGGCAGGCCGGAGCCGCUCGGAGCCCUGAGCUCGGCCCCGGUUCUCACCCCGCAGGAGAUGGAGGGAAGGAGCUCGGGCGAAGCAGCCCGCCGUGAAGCCGUCGGCGACGCCGAUGCUGGCGGGGCCUUGCGGGAGCAGGCGCGGGUGGCAGAGCUCACCGGAACCCAGACAGGCGACCAAGAGCUCCGGGAGCAACUGCAGAAGGCAAAGGACGACUACAGCAUGGCCACGGGUGCCAUCUCUUCCUUGCAAAGACAACUGGAGAUCCAAGAAUCCCAGCUCCGGAGAAUCAAAUCUGAAAAGGAAAUGCUCCAAAAGAAGCUGAGAGAGCGAGAAAAUCAGCUACAAGCCAUGUCUACCAAGUUUUGCAGUCUGAGAGAAGAACGGAAACAUGAAGAAAUGAUGGUGACAAUAGAGAAGGAGAACUGCAGCCUUCGACAGGCUGUUACAGAACAGGAAUGCAGACUGGCUGAGCAGAACAAGCUGAUCAGUGAGUUACAGGGGACGGUCAGCAAGCUACAGGCAGAGGUCCUGAGUAGCCAACACCACAUCCGUAAGCAGCAGCGGGCGCAAGCGGCGAUCCAGAGCCAAGCCGAGACACUGGAGCACAGGGAGCUGCAGACUAGAGUGGCCCUGGAGUGCAUCACCAGCAGGUUUGAAAGAUAUCGAAGCAAAAUAAUUCAGGCAACGUUCAGUACGGCGGGCAGCAAGCCUCCCCAGGCAGAGGUCACCGACGAGGAGCUGCUGGAGGCAAUGCAGGUCAGGCCCCUCUAUUCUCGCCCUCCAACAAAGCCACCUCUGCGAAGGCAGACCUGUGCCUCUGGAACAGCUUGCCAGAUUUACAAGGGUAAAAACCGAACUCCUCUAUCUGACAGUCUGGCAGAGAAGAGUCAGGCUUUGAAUAUUUAAUUUGGAACGCAAUGACAAGUUUCACAGAACUGCGCCUAUCUUUGAAUUGGGAGUUAAAUACCUCUCAGCAGAAAGAAACACUGUUGAAUUCUGAUUAAUGUAUUUCCACUAACAGAGAGUACCUUUGUUUUC
Grus americana (Whooping crane) is the source of this 1097-nucleotide messenger RNA. It is a transcript of the gene CCDC27, whose product is annotated as coiled-coil domain containing 27. The record is from RefSeq and is a predicted model, not a curated record. Bases 114 to 965 code for a protein of 283 amino acids. NCBI's taxonomy places the organism in Eukaryota, Metazoa, Chordata, Aves, Gruiformes, Gruidae. The transcript has 6 exons.